Messenger RNA from Nothobranchius furzeri (turquoise killifish), 1843 nucleotides. It is a transcript of the gene spsb3b, whose product is annotated as splA/ryanodine receptor domain and SOCS box containing 3b. Gene Ontology annotation, molecular function: protein binding. Gene Ontology annotation, biological process: proteasome-mediated ubiquitin-dependent protein catabolic process. The record is from RefSeq and is a predicted model, not a curated record. NCBI's taxonomy places the organism in Eukaryota, Metazoa, Chordata, Actinopteri, Cyprinodontiformes, Nothobranchiidae. Gene Ontology annotation, cellular component: SCF ubiquitin ligase complex.
UCCUGUGUGGAAGUGGGGCAGGGUGCUCACUGCAGCUGUCACACAGACGCACAGAAAGGUGAAUGAGCUACUGCUAGACUGCAUAAGAAGACCAGUUUAAGUGGAAAUGUUUGGGAACCACUGAUCUAGAUCACCGCUGACCUUAAGAAGUGCACAGCCUCCAGAAUGUUUGACAGCUGGUCACCAAGUCUUGUGCCGGCUGUCCGUAGAGCUGCCAUGCUGAGAAGAGGCAGAAACAGCAGAGCUCGACACGUGGCCUGGAGUGACCUGAGACAGGAGACAGAUGUCCAAUCCACUGACGGCGAAGAGUGUCAGAGCCAGACAGAGACACAGUUUAGUGACUUGGACUUGGAAGUGGAGGUGGAGGUGGACAAAUGUCACACCACACCCAAGCUGGAGGCUCUACCGUGCACAGCUCCAGUGACGGGGGAGUCGUUCUGCCACUGUGUGCCGCAGGACGAGGUCGGGCGAGGCUACAGGGUCGACAGUGACUGCUCCUGUGGGGAGGAGGAUCAGGUCUUUGACUGGGUGUGGGACAAAUGCUGUCAGACGUCCGGAGCCUCCCUGAGCUGCGACGACAGGAAGGUGAGCUUUCACUCAGACUACAGCUGUGGCACCGCCGCCAUCCGUGGCACCAAGGAGCUGUCGGACGGCCAGCACUACUGGGAGGUCAAAAUGACCUCUCCGGUCUACGGGACAGAUAUGAUGGUGGGGAUAGGGACCACUGAGGUGAACUUGGACAAGUACAAAUACAGCUUUGGUAGUCUGUUGGGUGAUGAUGAGGACAGCUGGGGGCUUUCCUACACUGGUUUGCUCCAGCAUAAAGGGGAGAAAGUGAAAUUCUCUUCUCGGUUCGGUCAGGGAUCAAUCAUUGGAGUGCACCUGGACACGUGGCACGGCACCCUGACUUUUUACAAGAAUCGACAUUGCAUAGGCGUAGCCACCACCAGGCUUCAGAACAAGAAGAUCUACCCCAUGGUGUGUUCCACAGCAGCUAAGAGCAGCAUGAAGGUGAUCCGUUCCUGCUACACGCCCACCUCCCUGCAGUACCUUUGCUGUGCCCGACUGCGCCAAACAAUGCCCUGCUGCCCUGAUGUAUUAAAUGCCCUGGCACUGCCACCGGGUCUGUGUGUCCUCCUCAAGAACCAGCUGGGAUGGGUCUUCAACCUCAGCAGCAUUCCUGACUCCUCAGAGGAAAAGGCAUGUUUCCCUGAAUCCCCCCAACAAGAGGAGGAAACCAGCGUGCCUUCAAGCCCCAUUCCCAGUCCCACCCUAAGCCCCAUAUCCUCCUUGAGUGCCUGCUCCUCCCCCGACCUGUUCCCCGACUCAUUCCUCGCAUCUCAUCAGACUCACCCCACAUCCUGCUACUGCCCUCCCACUCCGACGAGCAGCGACUACGACAGCUGCUGCUCCGAGCCAGAGGACUAUCAGUGCAAAAGAUGCCGCUGGACAUGACCAGCUUCUUCUAAAAUGUUCUAAAAGGCUCUUUUCUACCACUGCCAUCAAAGUCUGCUCAGAGCAAUCUCAAACUUUAGUCGACAUUUAACUAAAUCGUUGCUUUAACCAACUUGAGAACUAGCUGAUUUAUCUGAAAAACACUCUUAUUUAAAACGAGGAACGUCAGGCUCUGGUGACUGGAGAAAACCGAGUUAUUCUCAGGAAGACUCCAGCUGCGUUUUGAUACUGCAAAACUAACAUUUAUGUGUUUUAUAAUAACUGAGCUGUGGUUGUGUUAAUUAAGAUUAUUGAGAUUUUCUAUUCACUCUUUUUUUAUUUACAGUUCUGCUUCUUAUUAUGAACUUUCUUAUUCAGGAAAUUCUACACAAUAAAAAAAAUGUAAGAA